AUGGCUGACAGAAGAGGAGUCGAAAUCCCAGCGUCGAGAUGUCACCUGGUGCAGGUGAGCACUGGGACAGCCACGGCUGCCGGGUGUGGAGGUGGCUCAGCCAGUUCCCAGGAGCUCAACAACAGCCGCCCCGCCAGGCAGGUCCGCCGGCUGGAGUUCAAUCAGGCCAUGGAGGACUUCAAGACCAUGUUCCCCAGCAUGGACUACGACAUCAUUGAGUGCGUCUUGAGGGCCAACAACGGCGCCGUGGACGCCACCAUCGACCAGCUCCUGCAGAUGAACCUGGACAGCAGCGGCUGCGACGACAGCUCGGACUCGGAGGACAGUAUCCCCCCUGAGAUCUUGGAGCGGACCCUGGAGCCAGACAGCUCAGAUGAGGAGCCCCCUCCUGUCUAUUCCCCUCCUGCCUACGAGAGCCAGGUGUUGGGCAGCCGCCCGCCCCGUGCACCCACCCCUCCACCCCGGACGGACAUGCCGGGGCCCGGCAGUACCCCGGCGUCAGGGCGCUACAGGAACUGGAACCCACCACUUCUGGGCAACCUCCCCGAGGAUUUCCUCCGCAUCCUGCCCCAGCAGACGGCCAGCACACAGGGCUCCCACAGCUGCCAGCAGCCCGUGCCACGGGGGCUCCCCCCACGGAGCCAGGGCUCCCUGGAGCAGGAGCGGCGGUGGAAGCAGUACCUGGAGGAUGAGCGGAUCGCGCUCUUCCUGCAGAACGAAGAGUUCAUGAAGGAGCUCCAGAGGAACCGGGAUUUCCUCCUUGCCCUGGAGAGAGAUCGGUUGAAAUAUGAAUCAAAAAAAUCCAAGUCAACCAGUGUUGCUGUCAGCAAUGACUUUGGUUUCUCCUCUGUAAUAUCAGGUGACAUAGCCCCUCCUGCAACCAGCGAGGCCGGCGGUGCCGUGUCUGACGAUGCCUUAUUCAGAGACAAACUGAAACACAUGGGAAAAUCCACCCGCAAGAAACUGUUUGAACUCGCCAGAGCCUUCUCCGAGAAGACAAAGAUGAGGAAAUCGAAAAGAAAACACUUGUUGAAGCACCAGGUGAUGGGGACAGCAGCUUCCACAGCAAAUCUUCUCGACGAUGUUGAAGGACAUUCGUGCGGUAAGAAACACCAAGCUGUGCCAUGCUAUGAAGAUUUCCAAGCACGGAGGCAUCAGCUCCAGGAGGAGGAGGAGACAUCGAAGGAAGGGCAGUAA
Molecule: messenger RNA, 1197 nt
Organism: Chaetura pelagica (chimney swift)
Lineage: Eukaryota; Metazoa; Chordata; Aves; Apodiformes; Apodidae
Gene: CUEDC1
Product: CUE domain containing 1
Exons: 11
Coding region: 1-1197 (398 amino acids)
Molecular function (GO): ubiquitin binding
Source: RefSeq, a predicted model, not a curated record